AUGCCCCUUGCCGCCCUCGUGCCGACGCACAGACACCCCGCUGCCCAGCCACGCUGCUGCGGAAAGAGGCUCCCUGGUGGCUCUCGAAACCCCGUCGAUCCCUCUCUAUACACGAGGAUACCCAGCCUUCAGGCACCCACGCGGAACGGAUCGGGCGAGACGCAGAGACAGGCCAGAGGAGAGGAGAGGAGGAUCCCACCGCCGAUCUUUAGCGCCCAGCCGCUGCCGGAGCUUCAACGCACAGCCGCUGUCGGAGCUUCAAUGCCGGCGUCUUCCUCCGGCAGCCUAUCUUCCCCAGUGGAGUCAUAUUCUUCUGACUUCUGUCAAACUCUUCCCAUUUUCUGUGUGUGGAAUCCCUUCAUUAGGUUGUACAGAUCGUGUGAUACUACUAAUGAAAGAGUACAAUUUGAUAUUGAGCCCUGUGGCAAGCAUCUUGCCACUGGUGGGCAGGACGGCAUGGUCCAUAUUUACGACCUUCAAGGUGGCCAGUGGGUGAAAGGCUUCCAAGCAGCUGCUGAUACUGUCAACGGUUUCUCCUUUCAUCCAUACCUUCCUCUUGCUACAACAUCAUCUGGGCACAAAAGAUUUGGUAUGCAAGAUGAAUUCGAAGAGGAAUCGAGUUUGGCAGGCGAUGAGAACUCCUGCUCCUUUUGGAAGUUUUCUUGCUCACAAGAAGCUUGA
This is a messenger RNA of Hordeum vulgare subsp. vulgare (domesticated barley), 681 nucleotides long. RefSeq lists its product as uncharacterized. The record is from RefSeq and is a predicted model, not a curated record. The transcript is spliced from 5 exons. The coding region runs from base 1 to 681 and encodes 226 amino acids. Gene Ontology annotation, molecular function: protein binding. Lineage: Eukaryota; Viridiplantae; Streptophyta; Magnoliopsida; Poales; Poaceae.